CCUUAUUUGGGGGUUUCACCGAUCACCAUGCCUCCGUCGGCUUGCCUCGGUCUUCUCGCCCGGAGUGCAUCUGAAUGAUACGCGCGCCUGACAAGUGGCUCGCCUUGGUUGAUGGACGCUGCAGAGCAAGGUGGUGAAAUCCCUUCCUCUUCCUACUCCACGCCCUAUCAUUAUUAUCGGUAGCUGCCCAGCACCAUGUCUCCUCCAGCAUCGGCUGCGACAGCGAGUGAAAGCAGCACGACCACCGUUUUCGAGGAGGACACCAGAGAGGAGCAAAGACCCCUGAAGCAAUCUCUGAGCAAGUCCCUAUGUCGGGAGAGUUUCUGGAAAUGCCUGCUCCUGUCCAUUCUCAUGUAUGGCUGCAUGGGAGCAAUGGUUUGGUGUCAUGUCACCAAGGUGACCCGCCUCACCUUUGACAGUGCCUUCAAAGGGAAAUCCAUGAUGUACCAUGACACCCCCUGCUCUGAUGGCUAUAUCUACAUCCCUCUGGCCCUACUGGGCAUGCUCUAUUUAGUCUAUCUUGUGGAGUGCUGGCACUGUCAUGUGAAGAAUGAGCUGCAGCACAAAGUGGACGUGGAGGGCAUCUAUGAGCGCAUCCAGCGGAUGCAACAAGCUAAACCCUGCAUCUGGUGGAAGGCCAUAAGCUACCACUAUGUUCGCAGAACUCGGCAAGUCACACGCUAUCGCAAUGGCGACGCUUACACUAGUACCCAGGUUUACCAUGAACGUGUCAAUACCCACGUGGCAGAAGCUGAAUUUGACUACAGUCACUGUGGUGUUAAAGAUGUUUCGAAACAGCUGCUGGGCUUGGAGAAGUCUGCUCUUACAAAGAUGCGAUUCACCAAGUGCUUUAGUUUUGCCAACGUAGAGUCCGAGAAUUCCUACCUUACACAAAGAGCAAGGUUUUUCACUGACAACGAGGGCCUUGAUGACUACAUGGAAGCCAGGGAGGGCAUGCACCUGAAAAACAUUGACCUGAAGGAGUAUGUCCUGGUGCUGUCUGACCCAGAGCACCACCCGUGGUAUCUGUCCCACUACGUCUUCUGGUUUGCCUCAUUCCUCACUUUCUCCUGGCCUCUCAGAGUCUUCACAGAGUAUCGUACUGCAUAUGUCCACUACCGUGUAGAGAAGCUCUUUGGGCACGAUUACCUCCCCGUGACCCCAUGUGACGAUCGGCCGUAUUGGCGUCGUAUCCCUCGUGUUAACACCAUCGACAGUACUGAACUGGAAUGGCACAUUAGAUCCAACCAGCAGCUGGUGCCCAGUUACUCAGAGGCUGGCCUGAUGGACCUGGCCCAGUGCCCGUCCAGCUUCAGUGGGAUUCGUCAGAAUUGCGAGCGCUGCCACAGAGCAAUCAGCUGCUCCUCGGUGUUCUCCAGGAGUGCCCUCAGCAUCUGUACUGGUGCCAGCUCCCGCAUUCCCUUCAGCGGCAGUCGGUUCUCCCUGGCCCGACGCUAUGGCUCCCAACGCAGCUGCUUCUGGAGGAGCGGCAGUUUGGAUGAACAAGAGAGCCCGAGUGAAAAUACCCGCUGUCUAUCAGAGCGUCUCACCACAGAUGAUGAGGAACCCCCAGACUAUGAGGAUGCACUUUGCUACCCAGUGCUCAUUGUUCACUGCAGCGAGAACUGCCACAACCACAGGUCGUUCCACAGACAUGGCUCCUGUGUGGAGACUUCUUUAUGACUAUGCAGUCACUGACAAAACACCGUGGCACUUCUGUAGCAUACACACACUUUGAACAUCAGACACAGACUGUGUAGACAAGUCUUAAUGUGAGACAGACAGAUUCAUGCUGUGUUGCCAUACUAUCUGAAACAAAUGCCUGAAUCCUGAAUGUGUGAAUCACCAAAGCAAUAACAGUGAUUGGUGAGUGGAGAACAAAGAUACAAUGGUAUGUGAACCUACUAGGAUACACACACAUGUAAAAAAAUAUAUCUGCCUGGCUUCCUAUGAAAACCAAGCAAAGACUGUUACACUGUACAUCAUUGCCAUAGCUGUUAAGAUCUCAUGUGUGCAUUACAUAUGAAACUGAAACUGAAGCUGCAGUUACCUCAUAAGACUCUUUCAGAGGCCACGGGAACAGAUGGACAGGUCUAAACAGAGAAAGAAAAGGUCAGAUAAAGUUGAGGCUGAUUUUUAUGAUUUCUUUCACAAAAAGAAUGGUGAGGAGUAGUCUACAAGUUUAACCUACUUCUAAUUACAGCAAUAACUGUGAAAAUAAUCUUCUUCAGUGAAAAAGUAAGAGGAGGAGUACGAAUCACAUACAUUAUGUUGCUGCACAUCACAAAGCGACAUUAGUCACUGGAAACCUCUGACCCAAAAGAGACAAAUGAACUCUUGGAUACAUGCUCACUAGCUGUUACACUAAUCUGUGAUUUAAAAAAAGAAAGAAAAAACAUUACUUAUGUUGUGGUGAAGUGUUGUAAUUUUCUUUCGGUGUACCUAGUUUUUUUUUUUUUAAUCAGAAUGCCUCAUCUAUUUUUUCUUCUGUUAGAUUUCCCAGAAUGCCUUUUGACAACUGCAGAUAACAGCUAUAGGUUUAUUAUCAGCUAUGGGUUUUAUGUGUUGGUGGAAAGUGACAUAGAGAUAGUAAAAAAGAGAGUGACAGCUGUUAUAAUUGAGAAAAAUUAAGACUCGUGCCCAUUACUCAGAACAAACCUGUCUUGCGGCUGCAUUGCAUUCUGGUCUGUUGAGGCUACUGGGGGAUGGAGAAUUUGGUAUGAUUGAUAGGCUUCUUCUACAAUGGAUUUCUCCCUGUUUUGACUGUCAAUUGUUGGUGCUAUAUGGCAGCUCCAGAGAGAAACAUCCCUGUCGUUUGGAUGUUGAUGGACUAACACCUAAACAUGAUGUUUACAGUUGAUGCUUUUGAAACAUUUUCAACCACAAACCUCCAUUAUAGAUGUUGGAAUUAUCGAAAUGUGAUGACAAAUUGUCAAAGUUUGGGAAAUAAGACACAACAAAAGGGGUUUCAGGGAGGACUUCUGCUUUAACAUUUGAUUAAUUUGUCUUGACUGACCCAGAAACUGGAAAAAUGUUGGGGCGCUCAAUCUCUAGGUCUAAUCAUAUGAGCCUUUACCUUGAAAAACCUAAAACACAGUACAAAAUCCAUCAUCAUUGAUCAAUUAAGAGAGUACAUUAGUGGUUCUAACAUUUUCACUUAAGUUUGACUUUUUCUCUGCCUACUGCCAUGACAAAACCUGUUGGCAACUGUGGUAAAAACACAUAAACAUGUCAUUACAUUAAUCUCACAAUCAGACAAGAAAAGGACAGGUUUACACUGAACCUACAAUACAUGGUGUGGAUUCAGCUGCAUAAAGAUCGUAAGGUCAUUCAAUCCAUGCUCAAAUUUGCAUGAUUUCCUUCUAACAAGACAAUGUGUGAAAAACCAUAAAACAUACCUGAAUGUAAACCACCAGCAUAUAUAAUAUACUGUUCUAUAUGUCCAUUAUAUGUCUAUAGUAAAGGAAUAGUGCUACAUUUUUAAUAUGUACAAUUAUGAUUUCUCUGUCCAGUGUAUAUUGAACGUGCUCAGAGAGUCAAAAGAGCACAGCGCACUCCAACAUGUCACCAAGUUUCCUUAAAGAAACUUUGGCUGUUGACAUUUGAGUUAUCUGGAGGAUCCAUGACUCUUUUUAAAAAGUGUUUACAGGCAGUAUAUGCAAGGAUAUAAAUGCACUUCCAUUUACACAUGGACACCACACUUUAUAAUACCUACUUUUUUGUAACAUCUAACAGGAACUGUAUGCAUCCUAGCAAACAACAUUUUGUUCUUAUAUUUUUUUCAAUAAUGUAUUGACACCACUAUUAUGCACUUGAAGUGACAAUAUAGACAUUAUGAAUUGUAGUGAAGCUGAAUGUUUAUGUAAAUUCCCUUAAGUAAUAAAGUAUUCAAGCUGAUAUAUUGACAAGUACAUAACUGCUCAGACAUAAAACAAUACACGACCACUUAAAGCGUCUUGUAAAAUGUUGAAAAUGUUCUUGUUGUCAUCAUAAUCAAGUGGACUGUACAAAUAACUUGAUUAACUUUUAAAAUAUGUAUUCAGAUUUAUCUUAUGCUGGAUAAAUAAAAGUUGCAAUACAUGUCUAGGGAAGUCCCAUGUAUAUUAUAAAAUGUUGCUGGCUUGGAUCCUCAACUACGCUUGGAAAAUCUGAAUGAGGAGAGUGAACUGGAGCAUC
Xiphias gladius (swordfish) is the source of this 4176-nucleotide messenger RNA. RefSeq names its product transmembrane protein 151B-like. Lineage: Eukaryota; Metazoa; Chordata; Actinopteri; Istiophoriformes; Xiphiidae. The transcript has 2 exons. The record is from RefSeq and is a predicted model, not a curated record. Bases 196 to 1683 code for a protein of 495 amino acids.